AUGGGCCUGGCUUGCCGAAAGUUGCGCCAUGGCUCAGCGGAAGCCGGACAGCCAUUUCUGCCGGACACAAAUCCCUGGCGACUCUUCCAGUGCCUCAAUCAAGUUUGGCACGCGCUGGAGAGCCGUGCUCGUGGCAGCCAAAUUGAGAACCUUGCGCCUUCUAAUCUGACGUGGCUGCUGUGGAUUUCAAUAGAUCCGCGGAGCGGCAACAUCAUUCCUUACCCGAAGGAGGUGAGUAGACUCUUGGAAGCCGCACGCCAACGUGGUGAUGCGUGCGUGAGUCUGGGAAGCAGGUUCUUCGAUGCGCACGUGGAGUUGGGCCCUGCACCGAUGCAGCGCACAGGGCGGGGUAGCCGCGAUGUUCGUCGCUUCUCCCUGCCAAGCCCGACGGAGCCUAUUCGUCUUCACGUCGCGCACACGAGGCAUCGGUGGCGGAUCGUGGAGGCGGAUGCUGACAAUGCAGAGGAGCGGGUGGCUUCCCUGCCCGAGGAGGUGCUCGGCAGCGCCGAACUCUCGGAGACCGUCACGCCUCCGGCUGAGGCAUCGCCCAGGCCGCAGGAGGACGACACACAGGUGGGUCUCUGGCAGUGGUGCAAAGCCUUGCAAGUGGCUCCAGGACAGGCCGAGUUCCUGGAGGAGACUGAGUGGGGGCUCUAUGGUGAAGAGCAGAACACUGCCAUAGAAGCGGCUUAUCGUGCCGGACACGAGCAGGUAGACAUCACAGUCGGAGUACGUCAGUACCAAAUUGUUUUCGACUCACGGGAGGACCCUCGCCUGCGCAAACGGCGCUUGGUGCGGCGCCGCGGGGUCCACAGCGACGAGCUCCGCAGGCGCCUGGAAGAGGCGGUGCCGGUGCGAACCGAGCGGGACCAAGAUGAAUGCAUGCUUUGCUUGAUCGAGUUUUCAGCUUCGCCACAAAUGCCAGUGCCCUUGCUGUCGGAGGAGCGUGGACUGGUGCCGGACCAAAAGUCUUCAGAGCUCUCCGUGCACCCGGCCAAUGUGAGGAUACUGAGGAGAUUGCGUAGACUGGAGGGAGAGAUGAAGGACAGUGCAGGGGUAUCUCCCGUGCUCAGUCUGGACCAAUCCGUGGUGAGCAACCCAGCUCUGGCCAGGGCGCUUGCUUCUGAGAGUGGCAAGACACUGCCAGGCCGCGAGCCGUUGCUGCUGCAGCUAGGCAAUCACACUGCAAGAACUGCGACAACGCAAAGUGUCACAUCGCUUCAAGCGCAGAGGACAUUGGUGGCUUCAUCCCGCAUUGCCUCAGCCUUGGCGGCGGCUCACCUCAGCUGCCCAGCGCUGCUCCAAAGUCUCGAGGAGCGCACCUUGUGCAGAGACGUCGUUUCCGUGCUGCGCAAGCAUCGGCCAAUGGCAUUGCCACGAUCUCUCUUGUCGUAUCUGCAGCUGGCAGGUUGCUCCACCGACCGUGCGGAAGGUGGUACAGCUGCACGCGCUGUAAGCCGACAGCUGAAGGAACUCUUGCGGAUCGGACCGGACAGUCUUGCCCCGCUUUGGAUCCUACCGGCUGGCGAGUUGGCCGACAUUGUGAGCAGCCUUGCAGAAUUGCUUGGUGACCCCGAUGCCCUGGAGCCCCACAGCCGAGCGCGACUGCGAAGGAGCCUCCUUGCAGGUCUUUCUGCAGUCGAGUGCGACAGCAUUGGGGCUCCACCCCCGACUGGCUGGGCCAGGCCCUUGCAGGGAGCGGCAGGUGCUCCACCCACGGCGGCAGAGCUUGAGAUGCUGGUUGCCGGAGUUUGCUGGCUUUCGCGUGGUCCAAGCAAAGAAGUCGAGCAGGCUUGA
Messenger RNA from Symbiodinium necroappetens, 1797 nucleotides. The record is from the annotation of a GenBank genome assembly. Lineage: Eukaryota; Dinophyceae; Suessiales; Symbiodiniaceae.